GAACAACUUUCCAGCCCAACAGCAACUCUUCUGUAAAUCCAGAUCAUCUGAACUACUUCCGUUUCGCUGGCCAGAUCCUGGGACUAGCUCUUAAUCACAGGCAGCUGGUGAACAUCUACUUCACAAGGUCAUUCUACAAGCAUAUUCUUGGUAUACCUGUAAAUUAUCAGGAUGUAGCAUCUAUUGAUCCAGAGUAUGCAAAGAACUUGCAGUGGAUUUUAGAUAAUGAUAUCAGUGAUCUGGGUUUGGAGCUGACCUUCUCUGUUGAGACUGAUGUCUUUGGUGCAAUGGAAGAAGUGCCAUUGAAGCCAGGGGGUGCAAGUAUACUUGUUACACAGGAAAACAAGGCUGAGUAUGUCCAGCUUGUCACAGAACUUAGAAUGACAAGGGCCAUUCAGCCUCAGAUAAAUGCCUUUUUACAAGGCUUCCAUAUGUUCAUUCCACCAUCUUUGAUCCAGCUUUUUGAUGAAUAUGAACUGGAGCUUUUGUUGUCUGGUAUGCCAGAAAUUGAUGUGAAUGAUUGGUUAAAAAAUACAGAGUACACCAGUGGCUAUGAGAGAGGAGACCAAGUUAUUCAGUGGUUCUGGGAUGUUGUGGAAGAACUAACUCAGGAAGAGAGAGUAUUACUGUUACAGUUUGUUACUGGCAGUUCCAGGGUGCCUCAUGGUGGCUUUGCCCAUAUAAUGGGUGGCAGUGGAUUGCAAAAUUUUACAAUUGCUGCUGUGCCGUAUACUGCAAAUCUUUUACCAACAUCAAGCACAUGUAUCAACAUGCUCAAGUUACCUGAAUACCCAAGUAAAGAGAUCCUCAAGGACAGGCUUCUUGUGGCAUUGCACUGUGGAAGCUAUGGGUACACCAUGGCAUAACCAAGUCUAGAGAACUCAUCUGACUACUGAUGUGCAAUUCAGAGUGGCAGGAAUAAUUUUGGAAACUGUCAGUAUAAGAACAAUGAGGUGCUGCAGCCCAGUGGAAGGGCUGAGCUUCAGAAUUCAUACAGGAUCAUCAGCUUUUUCCCCCAUU
Chaetura pelagica (chimney swift) is the source of this 1020-nucleotide messenger RNA. Its product is annotated as E3 ubiquitin-protein ligase HACE1-like. The transcript is spliced from 7 exons. The record is from RefSeq and is a predicted model, not a curated record. Gene Ontology annotation, cellular component: nucleus. Lineage: Eukaryota; Metazoa; Chordata; Aves; Apodiformes; Apodidae. Gene Ontology annotation, molecular function: ubiquitin-protein transferase activity. The annotation marks the transcript as partial. Gene Ontology annotation, biological process: protein polyubiquitination; positive regulation of protein catabolic process; proteasome-mediated ubiquitin-dependent protein catabolic process.